Encephalitozoon intestinalis ATCC 50506 is the source of this 1236-nucleotide messenger RNA. RefSeq names its product CAAX prenyl protease 1. The transcript has a single exon. Gene Ontology annotation, biological process: CAAX-box protein processing. Gene Ontology annotation, cellular component: endoplasmic reticulum membrane. NCBI's taxonomy places the organism in Eukaryota, Fungi, Microsporidia, Unikaryonidae. The coding region runs from base 1 to 1236 and encodes 411 amino acids. Gene Ontology annotation, molecular function: metalloendopeptidase activity. The record is from RefSeq and is a predicted model, not a curated record.
AUGGCAGGAAACUUUUUGCUAAGUAUUUCCAUAAUGAACUAUGUUUUUAUGGUUUAUUUGAAAAUACGUGAGCUCAGGCAGUUGUUCAAGCCUCCAUCCAAGACAUACCUUAGGCUGGCUACAAUGGAUCAGAUAAAAAAGACCAAGGAAUACAAUAGAGACAAGCUAUUUAUGUCCGUUUUCGAGCUCACAAUUCUUCUUGGGAGGGAUAUAUAUCUGAUCAAGAAAGGAGUGUUGGAGGAGGUGUACAGCAUCAAAUACUUUAUGAAUAGUUACUAUGGGGAUACAUUGUUCUUGCUAGGAUUCGCCCACUUCCAAAGACUCUUUGACCUUCCUUUGGAUCUAAUUUCCACAUUUUACAUUGAGGCAAAACAUGGAUUCAACAAAACCACAUUUCCAACAUUUCUAUUGGACUUCGUGAAGAUGACGGCUAUAAUCACUGUUAUAUUUGCUCCUUUUUCACAUAUUGUAAUGAGCAUUAUUCGGAAAUACCAGAAAACAUUCUUCUGCAUCUAUCUAUGGAUUUUCAUAGCCAUUUUCCAGAUAGUCCUUGUUAUUAUAUAUCCGAUUGCCAUUCAGCCUAUAUUUAAUAAGUUUGAGGAGAUGGAAGAAUCGGAUCUUAAGACGAAGAUCCAAGAAUUGGCAGAAAAGGUUGGGUUUCGUGCCAAUAAGAUACUGAUUAUGGACGCCUCGAAGAGAUCUGGCCAUUCGAAUGCCUACUUCAUAGGAAUUACUAAGGAAAAAAGGAUUGUUCUGUACGACACUUUGCUAAAACAGGCAAAUGAAGAGGAGGUUCUUGCCAUUCUGUGCCACGAAUUUGGGCAUUGGAAGCAUAGCCAUGUCAUUAAGAUGGCAUCUAUGGUUCUUUUGAUUCAGCUAUUUUACUUGUUCAUAUUGAAUGUUUUGAUGAACUCCCGUUCCUUUGGGAACUUCAUACUUGGGAAGGAUUUGCCACUGCUUAUAAGGUGUGUUUAUUUCCUCAUGAUAAUCGGAGCUCUCAGCGUUCCUAUAGACAUGAUAAAAAACUCUGUUUCGAGAUACUUUGAAAGACAAGCAGAUAGGUUUUCUGUGUCCCUUGGUUAUGGAAAGGAGCUUUCAUCAGGGCUUAUCAAGCUUUUUGAAAAGAAUAGUAGUAAUAUGGAUCCUGAUCCGCUUUAUUCAGCUGUAAUGCACACACAUCCCACUUUGAUUGAAAGAAUCAACCUGAUUGAAGGCGAGAUGAAUAAAAUCAAGUAA